ACCUCGCUCAUCAAAAGUUUACUGCUCCUAACCUAACAAAUUUAAAGGGCUUCAAAACAAAUCACAAAGUGCCUUAGUCCAAUUUUUACAAAAUGUAUAUAAAAGUGAGGAAACUUGGUGCGAAGCCGGGAGACGACGAUCUUCUAGUCAACUUAUCGAAGAAGGCAAAGAUCCAGGAGCUGAGGAAAAUGAUCCAGGAUGAAUGGAGCAUCGAACCGGAAAAGCAGAGGCUCUAUUACAAAGGCAAGCAAUUGAUUGAUGAUCAUGAACUUUUUGAGUACGGAGUGCAAUUGAACGAUGUCAUCCAGAUGUUGAUUAAAGCUGAAGAUAAGAAAGAAGAAGUUAAAGAGGAAUUGAUUAAGAACAGCACCGUUCGUGAGGAGGUCGUGGCUCAGAGUAAAUAUUAUAAAGUAGGUGAUAAGAUUGAUAUGAGGGACACAAAUGGCUGCUGGUUCGAGGCCAAAGUGGAGAAGAUUUAUAGUAAUGGAGAUGAUACUGGGGCUAAGGAAGAACCGGAGUUGUUUUUCAAAUGUCUGCAGGAAACGAAUUUCCUUCCUGUUCGUUUGGAGGUAAGCUUUGAUAACUUGAGGCCUCGCUCGUAUAAAAUGUAUAAGAUGAGCGAAUUAUCGCCGGGGAUGACUGUACUUGUGAAUUACAAUAUUGACGAGUCGAAGGAACGUGGCUAUUGGUACGAUUUCAAGAUCGCGUAUAAAUUCGUUAAAAGUAUAAAAGGGACGUUGUUCUUUGGACGCGAUAGAAAUCCGCUGGAGAAUGUAACUGUUAAAUUCGUGGAUGAAGUGCUGAAGAUUGAGAAACCCGUUUUACUUGAUGAGCGAGUGGAUGUUAAGGAGCUGGACGGACUGGAGCUACGCAAAGUGCCUUAUUACUGUAAGAAAUGUAAAGAUGUACCUGAUAAGAAGUGCAGAGAGUGUGGUUGCAGGGUGUGCUUUGGUAAGAACAACGUGGAGAACAUGUUGCUCUGCGAUGAAUGCGAUGACGGUUACCACAUCGGUUGUCUGAAUCCCCCGUUGACGGAGAUCCCUGAAGAGGAGGAAUGGUAUUGUCCGUCGUGUAAAACCGAUGAGAACGAGAUCGUUAAGGCAGGGGAUAAGCUGAAGUUCAGCAAUAAGAAGUCGAAGAUGCCAAGCGCGAAAGAUGGAACUGCGAGGGAUUGGGGUAAGGGGAUGGCGUGCGUGGGGAAGACGAAGGAAUGCACCAUCGUUUCCAAAGACCAUUUGGGUCCCAUUCCCGGAGUGGAGGUCGGCACGUGCUGGAAGUACAGGCUGCAGGUCGCCGAAGCCGGCAUUCACAGACCCAUAGUUGCAGGCAUCCACGGGAGAUCGUGCAGCUUCGCUUACAGUUUAGUCCUGAGCGGAGGCUACGAGGACGACGUCGAUAAUGGAAACGAGUUCUUGUACACCGGAUCAGGUGGAAGAGAUUUGUCCGGUAACAAGAGGGUCAGCGAGCAGAGCUGCGACCAAACUUUGACAAAGCUGAACAAGGCUCUAGCUAUGAACUGCAACGCGAAAUUCAAUGCAAAGGACGGAGCCGAAGCUAAAGAUUGGAAAGGAGGAAAACCCGUGAGAGUAGUGAGAAAUUACAAAGGCGCAAAGCAUUCCAAAUACGCGCCAACUGACGGCAAUCGUUACGACGGAAUCUAUAAAGUAAUCAAGUAUUAUCCAGAGAAAGGAAAAUCCGGCUUCAUCGUGUGGAGGUACAAGUUGAGGAGAGAUGAUCCAACACCGGCGCCGUGGGAAGAGGGCGGUCAACAAUUCGACAUGAUCUAUCCAGAUGGUUACUUGGAAGCUCAAGAGAAGAAAGGAACCAAAAGAGUUUUAACUGACGCCUCGAACUCUUCUCCAGCGCCGAAGAGAACCAAAACCGAAGUCUACAAAUUGCCGGCGGACGUUAAAUCUUUGAUAGACGAAGAUACGGGGAACGCAAAGUCGUGGAAGGAAUGCAAGGAGUGUUUGAGGGAUGGAAAAGUGAAAUUCCUGGAGAAGGUCGAAGAGAUCUUCAUGUGCAUCUGCUGCCAAGAAGUCGUCCAUCUUCCUGUCACCACGCAAUGCUCCCACAACAUCUGCAGGAGUUGUUUGAGAAGAUCAUUCGCUUCGGAUAUUCACACGUGUCCGUAUUGUCGUUUCGAGUUGGGUCGCGGUUACGAGAUGAAGAUUAACGAAGCUUUAACUAAAACCCUCCAGAAACUCUUCCCAGGUUACGAGACGUCUCGUGACUAAACAUAAUGAUGCACCUUUCUAGUAUUAAUUAGUAUAUUUAAUAAUAUUAUUAUUUUUUUUCUAUUAUUUAACGUUA
Messenger RNA from Nicrophorus vespilloides, 2313 nucleotides. Its product is annotated as E3 ubiquitin-protein ligase UHRF1-like. The transcript has a single exon. NCBI's taxonomy places the organism in Eukaryota, Metazoa, Arthropoda, Insecta, Coleoptera, Silphidae. Bases 93 to 2237 code for a protein of 714 amino acids. The record is from RefSeq and is a predicted model, not a curated record. Gene Ontology annotation, biological process: negative regulation of gene expression via chromosomal CpG island methylation; protein ubiquitination. Gene Ontology annotation, molecular function: ubiquitin protein ligase activity; protein binding.